GAGCUUCCCGGGCUGCCUGUUCUCCCAGGCGCUGGUUGUGAGUGCCGGUCCACAGGAGCAGCGGAGCGGAGCGCCGUGACGCUGAUCUGGGAAUGCGCACGGCAGCCGGAAGGACGAGGCUUGGAAGCGGCAGGGUGUGACGGCUGAGGACGGGCGGCUGUCGUGAUCUAUGGCAGAAGCAAGCAGCUCGGCGCUGGGAAAGCUUCCCACCAGUUAGAUGCCCCGAGGGAGAGAGCAGCUCCAGCUGAGCUGAUGCCUCCUGGCACCUGACGCAAGCUCAGCUUCUGACAUGAAGAAAGACAUAGACACUUUCAUAGCCCGGGAAAAAGCGGAGAUCGUUGCCAAGUAUGAGAAGGGCAGGCAGGAAGGAACUCAGAUUGAUCCGUGGGAAGAUGCCGACUUCGCGCUGUAUAAGGUUACCGACCGGUUUGGAUUCCUGCACGAGCAGGAGCUGCCGAUGCGCACCGCGCUGGAGGAGAAGCAAAAACAUCAAGAAAUUGAGCGAGUGGACAAGUGGCUAAAGAUGCUGAAGAAAUGGGGCAAAUACAGGAACAGUGAGAAGAUGCACCGGCGAGUGUACAAGGGGAUCCCGCUCCAGGUGCGAGGCCAGGUCUGGUCGCUGCUGCUGGAUGUCGAGAAGAUGAAGAAAGAGAACGAAGGGAAGUACGAGAAAAUGAAGGAACAGGCGAAGAGCUUCUCUUCGGAAAUCAAGCAGAUCGAUCUGGAUGUGAACCGCACCUUCCGAAACCACAUCAUGUUUCGGGAUCGCUACGGAGUGAAGCAACAGGCGCUGUUCCACGUGCUGUCAGCGUACUCGGUUUAUAACACCGAGGUGAGCUACUGCCAAGGCAUGAGCCAGAUCGCAGCCAUCCUGCUGAUGUAUUUAAACGAAGAGGACGCGUUUUGGGCACUGGCGCAGCUGCUAACGGACCAGCGGCACGCCAUGCAUGGUUUUUUCAUUCCUGGCUUCCCAAAGCUGCAGAGAUUUCAAGCUCAUCACGAGCAGAUUUUAAGCAAACUGUUUCCAAAGUUGAAGAAGCACAUGGACAAGGAACAGAUGACCACGGGGAUUUACACGACCAAAUGGUUCCUGCAGUGUUUCAUUGACCGGACGCCCUUCACUCUCACUCUGCGGCUCUGGGAUAUCUACAUCCUGGAAGGAGAGCGGGUCCUGACGGCCAUGGCGUACACGAUACUCAAGCUGCACAAAAAGCGCUUGCUGAAGAUGUCUCUGGAGGAUCUCCGGGAGUUCCUGCAGGAGAAGACUGCUGCUUCUCUGCAGUACGAGGACGAUGCUGUGAUUGAGCAGCUGCAGGUGUCCAUGGGCGAGCUGCGCAAGAUGAAGUUCGACCUCCCGCCGCCAGCAAAGCCUGAGGAAUUCCCACGGAAACCCCUGGGCCUGGAGCUCUCGCUCAGCUGCGUGGCAGUGAAGACCAACGGGCAGAACGGCAUCGUGGGCGAGCACCACGCGGACAGGGAGGCCACGCAGCCCCCCUCUCCCAAGAGAAGCCCCGCAGGAGAAACGGCCGCCGAUGCGAGCACAGCGGUGGCGGGGCAGGCUCCUGUUGUGCAGCGCAGCGACCCGGCCGAAGCGGCGGACGGCCCCCUGUGUCCAGCAAGGAGCCGGGAUGAGGAACAGACUUCAGAGGAUGGCCAGGCAGUGUCGCCUGAGAAAACUCUCCGAGACCUCCCAGCAGAGCAGCCCGCAGCUCGGGAAGCGAGUGAGGAGCAGAGCUGUGGGGUGAACCGAGAGGGUGCCUGUGCGAGCAGGGACCCAGGGACCCGGGGGGCAGGGCCGGGCGGCGCGGAGGCCCCGGCAGGACCGGUGAGUGCGGCCGUUGCUCCCGCAGCAGCCCAGUCCCCGGCACUGCACCGGCUGCUGCUGCCCGAGCGCGGCCCCACGGGCGUGCGGGCUCCAGCGGGGCUGCCCCUCCUUGGCGCCGAGCACGAGUCACCCCUGAGCCAAACGCCCUCCCUUGCCACCCCGGCCAGCUCCGGGGACUCUCCUCUCCAACGCGUGCCAAGCCCCCCAGACUCCAGCACCACCGCCUCUUCGCUAGAGCUGUCGCCUGGGGAGCUUUUGCCGUCGCCCGAGCAGCUUUGCAGCAUGGAGCCCUCAGCGGGGCAGCCCGAGGCGGCUGCGUGCAGUUGGCCAGAGGGCCGACAAGCAGCUCCCUUGUGUGAAGAGAGCGCCCUCGCUGCCCUCCCCACUGCCCUGCCGGACGGGGAGCAGCCGCGCUCCGACACGCCGCGGCACGGCCCCUGCCCGGACAGCGAGCACCGCGAGAACACGGCUCCUCUGUGGGGCAAGAAGCGGGGCCGAGCGCUGCAGCUCAACAGAGCAGAGCUCAGGCACGUGGGCCUCAAGUCUGCCUCUGUGGACGAGCUUGCCAAGCUGCAGCAGAACGGCCCGGGGAGCGCCCGCGGGGCGGACGUGCCCGGAGGACAGGGCUCCGCAGCACUUGGUGCCUUUGCUCUGCAGAGGGUGUCGGGGGGCAGCGAGCCCGUCCUGCCGGGGAGCGACGUGGUGCUGGCGGCCGGGGGCUGCCCCCAGCCGCUGCCCUCCCUGUGUGCAGAGGGCAAGAACAGCCCCUACGCCGUUGUAAAGACCAUGACCCCGCUGCACGUGGCCCACGCCACGGAGCAGGACCUCCUGAGCAGGAAGCAGGUGGCACUGCCUUUGCCGGAGCCUGGCCGCCCCCCAGGCGCUGCCUCUGCUGCCCCAGAGGACCUCGAGGGCGCCCCCAGGGGCACCCAGAAAUCAUUGACUGCACAGAGGGCGCCGCGGCCUCCCCUGAGCCCCAAGCCAAACCUGCCGCCGAAGGUGACCAAAUCCCACUCGGACAGUAAUUUCAAUGCAGACCCUUGUCCCCCGGCACAGUUGCCCAAAUCGGUGACGUUUUAG
Nothoprocta perdicaria is the source of this 2905-nucleotide messenger RNA. Its product is annotated as USP6 N-terminal-like protein. Lineage: Eukaryota; Metazoa; Chordata; Aves; Tinamiformes; Tinamidae. The transcript is spliced from 14 exons. The record is from RefSeq and is a predicted model, not a curated record. The coding region runs from base 290 to 2905 and encodes 871 amino acids.